GGGGCCGGGAGGGGGCCGGGGGGCGGUGGGUUCCCUUGUGUGGUCCCGGCGCCGCUGCGGGCGGUGGCGGCGGCUGAGACGGGCGGAUGGCGGCGGAGCUGGGAGCGGGGCUGCGCAUCUUCCGCGAUAUACUGAGAAGAGCAGAUAAGAAUGAUGAUGGAAAACUGUCCUUUGAUGAAUUCAAAGCUUACUUUGCUGAUGGAGUUCUGAGUGGAGAAGAAUUGCAUGAACUUUUUCACACGAUCGAUACACACAAUACAGACAAUCUUGACACUGAAGAGCUUUGCGAAUAUUUUUCACAGCAUUUAGGAGAGUAUGAAAAUGUUCUCUCUGUUUUGGAGGACUUAAACAUUACUAUACUGAAGGCAAUGGACAAAACAAAGAAGGACUAUCAAGAAGCUUCUAAUUUGGAGCAGUUUGUGACUCGCUUUCUCCUGAAGGAAACGCUGAACCAACUGCAGUCCCUCCAGACCUCCCUGGAGUGUGCCAUGGAAACCACAGAGGAGCAAACUCGUCAGGAAAGACAAGGUCCAACAAAACCAGAAGUGCUCUCAGUGCAGUGGCCAGGAAAACGCUCAGCUCGAAGGCUUCAAAGGAACAACAGCCUAUCACCCAGUAACCCUCAGUUUAACACAGGCUGGAUUGAGGAAGAGAGCCAGUGGAUGACCCAGAUAAGUAGACUCCAGAAGCUGAUUGACAGGCUAGAAAAGAAGGACUUAAAGCUUGAGCCAUUUGAAGAAGAAGUUUUGGAAGAAAAUGCAAGAUCUCACAUAAUGAUUGUUCAGCGUCAAAUGUCUGUGAUAGAAGAAGAAAUUGAGGAAUUCCGGCUUGCUCUGAAGCAGUACGUGGAGUCUGCUUCUGCUCAGAGUGGCUGUUUGCAUGUUUCCAUACAGAAGCUUCCAAGCGAUUCCCGUUUCAUUAUUUAUGAGUUCUGGGAGAAUAACAGUGUCUGGAAUAGCCACCUUCAGAUGAAUUAUAGCAAGACGUUCCAAAGAAGUAAUGUGGACUUCCUGGAAACUCCAGAGCUCAUUACAACAAUGCUAGUUCCUGCAUCGUGGUGGGUCCUCAAUAACAACUAGAAGCCGUGACUCCAAGUAACUGCGUUAUGUUUUUCACUACAGUAACACUGAUUUAACAGCGUACAGGUGUGCCGGGUUAGAGGUUUAUCAUGUGAUACUGCUCAAUACUAUGGAUGUGAUCUUUUCUGUGUUAAGAUAUGGAAAAUCAUGUUUAUUGCCUUCUGUUCUUGUGAUCAGUUCAGAUAAAUAAUGCUUCGUAAAAGCUGAAAAAAGACAACUAAGCUCAUCUGUUAACUGUGUAAUUUAGUCCUGUCACAGAAACUGCAUCUUGAUUGGUGUGACUGAGUAUUUGUGAAUACUUUUAGUCUCGCAUUAAUAAACAAUUGUUACUUAAUGCUGCUGCUUUCUCCUCUUACAGAAAAAACAGGUAUAAACUUGAGAAGACAUUUCCAUAAAUGCCAUAAAGCUUA
This is a messenger RNA of Coturnix japonica (Japanese quail), 1489 nucleotides long. RefSeq names its product N-terminal EF-hand calcium binding protein 1 (gene NECAB1). Gene Ontology annotation, cellular component: cytoplasm. The record is from RefSeq and is a predicted model, not a curated record. Gene Ontology annotation, biological process: regulation of amyloid precursor protein biosynthetic process. Gene Ontology annotation, molecular function: calcium ion binding. Lineage: Eukaryota; Metazoa; Chordata; Aves; Galliformes; Phasianidae.